Messenger RNA from Mytilus trossulus (common blue mussel), 1938 nucleotides. Its product is annotated as DNA repair protein RAD51 homolog 1. Gene Ontology annotation, cellular component: condensed nuclear chromosome. The transcript has 10 exons. Gene Ontology annotation, biological process: mitotic recombination-dependent replication fork processing; chromosome organization involved in meiotic cell cycle; double-strand break repair via homologous recombination. NCBI's taxonomy places the organism in Eukaryota, Metazoa, Mollusca, Bivalvia, Mytilida, Mytilidae. Gene Ontology annotation, molecular function: double-stranded DNA binding; ATP binding; ATP hydrolysis activity. The record is from RefSeq and is a predicted model, not a curated record. The coding region runs from base 243 to 1268 and encodes 341 amino acids.
UUAGUUAUAAAGAAAGAGGAAAUGACGUACUAUUGUGGCGGGACGUCUGAUUUGGAUUUGUAAACAUUGGUGGAGAACUUUUACAAAUGACUUAAUAGUUUAACUAAAACACAGAGAAUUUAACUUCGACCGUUUUUAAGAUAUCACGUUUGAAUUUAAAGAUUAACUAGACAAGAAGAAGCGUGUUGCAUUAAGUGUACAGCCAGUAAAUUUUCAGAUCUUUAUCAUUCUUCAUCUUUAACAUGGCAAUGCAACAAUCUCGUCAACAAGCCUCAGCACAAGCAGAAGAAACUGAAGAAACCUUUGGACCAUUGCCCUUAAAGCAAUUAGAGGCAAAUGGUAUUGGUGCAUCAGAUAUAAAGAAACUAGAAGAAGCUGGUUACUUCACAGUAGAGGCAGUGGCAUAUGCACCAAAGAAAAGUCUCUUAGCAAUCAAAGGAAUCAGUGAAGCCAAAGCUGAUAAGAUAUUGGCAGAAGCUGCUAAACUGGUACCUAUGGGUUUCACAACAGCAACAGAAUUUCAUCAGAAAAGAUCAGAAAUUAUUCAAAUCACAACUGGUUCUAAAGAGUUGGAUAAACUAUUGCAAGGUGGCAUAGAGACUGGGUCAAUUACAGAAAUAUUUGGAGAGUUUAGGACAGGUAAAACACAGCUGACCCACACAUUGGCAGUCACCUGUCAGCUUCCUAUAGAUAUGGGUGGAGGUGAAGGAAAAGCUUUAUACAUUGAUUCUGAGGGAACAUUUAGACCAGAAAGAUUGUUAGCUGUUGCUGAAAGGUAUGGUUUAUCUGGAAGUGAUGUUUUAGACAAUGUAGCUUAUGCUAGAGCCUACAAUAGUGAUCACCAAACCCAGCUGUUGGUACAGGCUGCUGCAAUGAUGUCAGAAUCUAGGUAUGCUUUGUUGAUAGUAGACAGUGCUACCUCUCUCUACAGAACAGAUUAUUCAGGUCGAGGAGAAUUAGCAGCUAGACAAAUGCAUUUAGCCAGAUUUCUGAGAAUGUUGUUGAGAUUAGCUGAUGAGUAUGGAGUAGCAGUGGUGAUCACCAAUCAAGUUGUAGCACAGGUAGAUGGAGCAGCAGCCAUGUUUGCUGCAGAUCCAAAGAAGCCUAUUGGAGGAAACAUCAUUGCCCAUGCUUCUACAACAAGAUUAUAUUUGAGGAAAGGUAGAGGAGAAACCAGAAUAUGUAAAAUAUAUGACUCACCCUGCUUACCUGAAGGGGAAGCAAUGUUUGCAAUUAAUCCUGACGGUGUUGGAGAUGCAAAAGACUGAGGGGCAUAUAAACGGGAGAAAUAAAGAAAUCGUCUGUGCCAAACUAGAUCAUAGUGCCGAAGUGAUGUUAUCACUAUCAACUAGUUGGAAAAGAGCUGUUUUGUAAGAUUGGGCAGCAUGACUUGAUUAUUGCAAGAUUGAAUGCUACUGUAUCAUGCUAUGAGAUGUAUUGAACAAAUCAUUAAAAUUAUUUAGUGAGAUGUACAAAAUAUUUUCAUGUUUACUUAAACUGUUAUACAUAAUAUUUUGUUUUCAUUAUAGACUGUGAGGUUUUCUAUUGUAAUUGUUUAUGACUUUUGUGAAGUAAGGAUAUUGUAUAUUGCUGUUGAUUGUGCCAUUAAUCCAUAAAUGUUUUUCCUUCUUUUAUCUAUCUGUAAAUGUUUCUCCCUCUUCCAUCUAUCUGAUAAAAUUUCUGAUGUAUUUAAUAACCAUAAUGUUACAAGAGUAAUUUACAAGGUAUUCAAACAUUCUCAUCCAGGAUUUAUAGAUUAAAUUCUAACACUUUGCAGGUCUAGGUUGUGAUAAGACCAUAUAUACUUUAAUCACUUGUAAAUCCUAAAUGAAUUAAAUCAUAAUUUAUCAUAUAGAUUAGCUGCUAAAAGUCAUUUAGAUAUUUUAGAAUUAUAUUUGAAUAGCUUUAUUGUGAAAAACUUUAUGACAUGUUCUUCUA